GAUCAGAAGAAGUUAGUGAUCUCUAUGCUCGAAUGGCAUACUCACGUAUUGGCCAUCCUAAAAGUGAUUGACUCCAGUAAAGAUCUUGACAUUAGCAUCCGAUUACAGCAAUUCUACCUCCUUGAUGAACUCCUCAAAAAGAUUUCUGUUGCCUAUCAACGCAAGAACGCCCAUCUAAUUACAAUCCUCAACCAAGCAACGAAGACUUGA
Ambispora leptoticha is the source of this 210-nucleotide messenger RNA. NCBI's taxonomy places the organism in Eukaryota, Fungi, Glomeromycota, Glomeromycetes, Archaeosporales, Ambisporaceae. The record is from the annotation of a GenBank genome assembly.